AUGCCGGUGUCCGUGUCCGUCUACUUCGGCAACUUCAUCAUCUACAUCUCGUCCUACUACCACGCCAAAGCCUCCUCGGUGGCCGUGUGGAUUGACCCACUGUGGCUGUCUUCCGCUUUCAAAAUUCUGCAGCCCAUUGGAAUGGUCAUGUCCGGCCUGUUGGAACGGAAGACGACCCUGAAAAUCGGAAUCAUCAUCGGCGUUCUCAUGCAGAGCUCGUCCGUUAUCUUAAGUUACUGGACCGUGGUUGAGCCCAUAGCGCUUCUUGCGACUUUCGGUAUCCUCCAAGGCAUCGCCGGAGGCAUUCUCCUGGCCCUGCCCUACAAACUGGCCGCCGAAGCGUUCCCGGCGAAACGGGGACUUGCCUUCGGGAUCUUGUCCAUGGGGCCGAGUAUUUUCCCGUUGCUUCACAUGGUGCUGUCCUACUACUUAAUCAACCCGGACAACGCCAGCACGGACAUUGAGAUCGACAACAUCCGAUACUUCAGCGACUCGGGGGUCAUCGAUCGGGUGCCGUCGUUCUUCCUGAAGAUUGGGUUGUUCACGGCGGGUCUGCAGCUCACCGGGACUCUGAUGAUUCACGUCAAGAGAGAAAAUCUUGAGCCUUCAGAAGACAACGGCCUAGAGACAAAAAUGCUGGUGGAAUCUGACCAAAACGAUGAAAUCUUGCUUUCGGACCAUUCUGUCGGCGAGAAGGGAGCCAUCAUGUCCUCUACCGACGAGUCGGAGGAAGAGAAAUGGGACGAUGAAGCGCUGGAAAGUAUACCUGCCGGCGUAGGUAGUGGAAGUGUACGUAUUCAGGUGGAGGACCCCCCGCCCGGCGUGGACAACGGUGGUUUCAAAACAGAUGAAGUGGAAUCGCAACCCGUGAGUUCGUGUUCAGAAAAAAGCUGCGUCGCUAUGGGCGAUAACACCAACUAUGCUCAAGAAUCGAGUGUUGAGAUCGGGGAUUACCAAAGCCACGUUCUUAUUCAGUGCAGCGCCAGCAAGAGCGAGUUCGAGAUCGACAAGAAUUUGGGUCAGAAUUCCAUCGAUGAAGAACUGGCGUCGGAAAAAUCGGAAAACUGCGGCAUGGAUUUGAACCCCAAAGACAUGUUAGCGACGUGCACCUUCUGGAAGACUUGGACUAUAUUCGCACUGAUGGGUCACACGUUCUUCAUUCACCUGAACCUCUACAAGCAGUUCGGGCUGACGGUCAUCAACGACGACAACAUGCUGGUCAUGGCCGGGACCGUCAGCACGUUCGUCCUGAUGAUCUUUCGACCGGUCGUCGGGCUUCUUUCCGACCGCUUCGGCCUGAAACCGAUUCUCGCGCUGACCUGCGCGUGCUCAAAUGUCUUCAUGACGAUGAUGCCCAUCUCGCUGUACGCCUGCCCCCCGCUCUACAUUGUGUUCGUCGCCCUCGAGUUCUACGCCACGUCCUCGGUCAAAGUCUUCUACUACAUGGCCCCCAUGGCCCUGUUCGGACCGACCCACUUCGCGACGAACGUCGGUCUGAUGUCAGCCUCGCAGUGGGUCAUCUUUUUUCUUGGACCCAUUAUGAUUCCGCCCCUGAUAAAAUCCGUGGGAUGGACCUACGUUUUUAUGAGC
Lymnaea stagnalis (great pond snail) is the source of this 1590-nucleotide messenger RNA. The record is from the annotation of a GenBank genome assembly. NCBI's taxonomy places the organism in Eukaryota, Metazoa, Mollusca, Gastropoda, Lymnaeidae.